This is a messenger RNA of Talaromyces amestolkiae, 1068 nucleotides long. RefSeq lists its product as uncharacterized. Lineage: Eukaryota; Fungi; Ascomycota; Eurotiomycetes; Eurotiales; Trichocomaceae. The transcript has a single exon. The record is from RefSeq and is a predicted model, not a curated record. The coding region runs from base 1 to 1068 and encodes 355 amino acids.
AUGGUCGCCCACGGAUUUCUUGCACGGCUUACAGCCGCAGCUCUUUGCCUUAUCGCUAUCCCGACAUCGGCUGCUCCUGUUGACAAGCGAACUGGCGUUGUUCCUGCUCUCUCUGGUGCAGAGGAGGUUGUAGGAGCUGGCACAUACCCUCGUGCUAAUUACCUAUCCGACGGAUCGAUUAUUAGUGCUUAUACAGCAUUCGCGAACAGCGACAGCAUCAUCACCAUUGCCCACUCAACCGACGAGGGAGUAUCCUGGACCGAAAUCGGAACGGUGGCCCAAGGACCAACUGCUACAACCGAUAUUGACAACCCAUACCCAUAUCAACUCCCCUCAGGACGUAUCCUCGUUGCCUUCAGGAACCACGAUCGCUCAAACGGUGUUUACACCUUCUUCCGUAUUACUAUCUGUUACUCUGAUGACAACGGUGCCACUUGGGCCUACCUCAGCACCCCAGCCUCUGACCCAGGCCCAACCAACGGAAACUGGGAGCCCUUCCUCCGCAUGGCCGAGGAUGGUACUACCCUGCAACUUUACUACUCUCGCGAAAACUCCGCAGCCGAUCAGGACAGUUUGAUGCGUACUUCGACUGAUGGCGGUGCCACUUGGACCUCUGCCACUGUCAUCUCUGGCGCUGAUACCACUGAUGCUCGUGAUGGCAUGCUUGGUGUCACCCAAGUUUCCGGCAACAACCUCAUCGCAGUCUUCGAGUCCGAGACUAACGGUGGUAAAUUUUCUGUUUACUCCAUCACCAGCUCCGACGAUGGCGCUACCUGGGGUAACCGUCAGGCCGUCUAUGCUCCCUCCGGUUACAAUGCGCAAGCUCCUCAGGUCACCAACGUCGGUGGUACCCUCGUUGCUAGCUUCCAGACUGAUGAGGAUGGUGGCUCCGGCGAGGCUAUCAAGAUCUUGACUAGCAGUGAUGGCGGUGUUACUUGGGGGAACAAGUUGACCACCUUCCCUGCUACCAGCAACUGGGCUGGUUUGUUGGCUCUUGAUGACGACGUUAGCUUCUUGAGUUUGGCUGAUCACUCUGGUGCUAAGGCCCAGAAGGUCACCCUCUCGUAA